AUGCCAAAGAGUAGAGUCCGUCCCGACCCUGUAUUCCUCGUCCCACCGCCGAAACCUGGAUCGGGCUUGUCGAGUGACCGCUCACUUUUCUCACGUCUUGAGCGCCUAGAAACCACGGUCCUUGGCUUACAGCAAGAACUGCGCACGGUGAAUGUGCUCACGGCUGCUCCGCCAACACCUGCUAGUUCUCACCAUCCAAACUCUCUCGGAGGCGAGACCAAUGGCUUCGUUCAAGAAGGCGUUGGCUAUCUCGAGAAUAUUGGAACAAGGGAUGACGCUCUUGUGAGUGUCACGAAGCGAAAGCACAUGUGGAUGAUUGACUAUAAAAAGCUCUGCAACAUGUCCGACUCGGUUACCUACGAAAUCAAGACUAUGAGAUUGACGUAUCUGAGACUCAACGAUGCCACGUCAAUCGUGAGUAGUAGCGUCGCCGUACUACUUUCUCUCUUUGCCCUAGGAGCUUUCUUCUCCGAGCCGUCGCGAACGUCCGAGAUAGCCAGGACGGAAGCUGAGUCCAUCACGCUUGCGAAAGUCUUCAGCAAGGGUGCAUGGGAUGUGCUGGACUACUCUCGCCGUACGAGUUCGGGCACGCUGGAAGAUGUGCAAGCCUACAUCCUGACCUCACACGCCCUGUCGCACAUUGAUGGGUUUUCCUCAAGAUGUAGAAUGUUGUUCUCGUCAGCUGUAUCGUUAGCCAGGGAUCUUCAGUUGCACCGAUUGGACGAAUGCGAGGACUCUACAAGCCACACUACUUAUGCUCGCUUGAUGAUCGAAAAGGAAAUCAAGCGCAGAGUUUUUUGGUACAUAGCUUCUGAGGACUGGUUGCAGUCAACUAUUUCUGGGCCGCAAGAAGGUACCUACUGGAUCCAAGGCCGCUAUAUCAAAGUGAAGCUGCCUCGCGACUGUACAGAUGAUGAUUUGGUGCUUGGAGACUUCAAUAGCAGACGCUCAGGAGAUGCGCCCACCCACAUGAUGGUGUUUCUUGAGAGGAUUCGUCUAGCACAUAUCUGCCGCGAGAUCACCGACACCGUACCAUUGAACACGAACACGCUUCUGCAAAUGCCGUACGAGCGUAUUAUUGCCUUGGAUCAAAAGUUAGCGCAGUUUCUCGCUACAAUGCCGCGGCUGCUGCAGUACGACAGUCCCAACAACAAGCUUCUUGAGUCCAUAUACCCUCAACUACCGUCCUGGCGCUACUGCAUUGCCAAAACCGCGCUCUCCCGGCGCUGGAAGCUGAACCAGCCGUUUCUUUUGCGACAGAAUCUCGACCCGCGGUAUGGAUACUCUCGAAGAGCAUGUGUGGAAUCUGCGCAAGCAGUGAUAAGAGGGUACGCAAGCCUGAAGAAGACUAAUGAGAUGUCGACGCUGCUCACGCGUAUGGGAAUCGCUGUCCAUUUCACGCAUCUGGCUCUAAGCGUACUUAUCAUGGACUUAUGCUUCAACAAACGUGAAACCGAUGUAGCUCAGAUCAAAGAGGAUAUCACGACAGCGUUCAGUAUCUUCGCAGAUGCGCCCACGGUUUCGCCGCUGCUUGCAAAGUCUCUUGCGUCGCUAAAAGCCGUCCUGCAGCAGAACAAUAUUGAGCUUGCAAUUACAUCAACAGACAUGGUCAACAAAGCCAACAACAGUGAUGAAGUAGCGCACAGUGUUUCUGAAACUACCGAAGGAGCGUUUCCUCCUCAUUACGAUCGACGCAGUGACCUUGAUACUACUACAGAUCCAACAUUCGAUACGUACUGGAACAUUGCGUUGCAGAAUGGUGGCGAAGUUGACCUCAGUGGCUGGGACGAUCUAUUCUCCUCCCUCGACACUCGUCUUAUUUAG
Molecule: messenger RNA, 1824 nt
Organism: Didymosphaeria variabile
Lineage: Eukaryota; Fungi; Ascomycota; Dothideomycetes; Pleosporales; Didymosphaeriaceae
Exons: 4
Coding region: 1-1824 (607 amino acids)
Biological process (GO): DNA-templated transcription
Molecular function (GO): DNA binding; zinc ion binding
Source: RefSeq, a predicted model, not a curated record